AUGCUCCGCCACACAGCCGGUGUUCCGACUGCUCCGCCACACAGCCGGGGUUCCGACUGCUCCGCCACACAGCCGGGGUUCCGACUGCUCCGCCACACAGCCGGGGUUCCGACUGCUCCGCCACACAGCCGGGGUUCCGACUGCUCCGCCACACAGCCGGGGUUCCGACUGCUCCGCCACACAGCCGGGGUUCCGACUGCUCCGCCACACAGCCGGGGUUCCGACUGCUCCGCCACACAGCCGGGGUUCCGACUGCUCCGCCACACAGCCGGGGUUCCGACUGCUCCGCCACACAGCCGGGGUUCCGACUGCUCCGCCACACAGCCGGGGUUCCGACUGCUCCGCCACACAGCCGGGGUUCCGACUGCUCCGCCACACAGCCGGGGUUCCGACUGCUCCGCCACACAGCCGGGGUUCCGACUGCUCCGCCACACAGCCGGGGUUCCGACUGCUCCGCCACACAGCCGGGGUUCCGACUGCUCCGCCACACAGCCGGGGUUCCGACUGCUCCGCCACACAGCCGGGGUUCCGACUGCUCCGCCACACAGCCGGGGUUCCGACUGCUCCGCCACACAGCCGGGGUUCCGACUGCUCCGCCACACAGCCGGGGUUCCGACUGCUCCGCCACACAGCCGGGGUUCCGACUGCUCCGCCACACAGCCGGGGUUCCAACAGCCAGUGAUGGUCACAGCCUGA
Messenger RNA from Procambarus clarkii (red swamp crayfish), 696 nucleotides. Lineage: Eukaryota; Metazoa; Arthropoda; Malacostraca; Decapoda; Cambaridae. The record is from RefSeq and is a predicted model, not a curated record.